AUGCCCGACGCCGCCAACUCGUUCUACGCGCUAUGGGACAAUCCAUCCCUGACCCUGGCCAUCAUUAUAGGCCUCACCAGCUACAUGGCACUAGUCAAUCGUCUUCGAUACCGUCGCAAGGCCAAAAUAGAGGCGCCGUUCGUGCACGCGCAUGGCGUUGGUAGGAGACUACUCUCCAGCAUGACGGUCAAGGAAGCGCAUGCGAUUCUGGCCCAGUUGCAGGAACUGGAGUUCCCGUAUGCGUUUGCAAAGGCUCGUCGAAUGGCUCUCCUCAAGGCUGGAGGAAUCCCGACGAUGUCGAAGCUGUUCGCCGUGACAGGCCAGAACAACAGACGCAAUGCAGGCAAGCGCGCUGUCGACACGGAGAUCCUCCUGCGCGAGGCGCAAUCCCAGCCUCGAGAUUCGGACCGUUAUGCAACGGCCGUGGCGAGAAUGAAUUAUCUCCAUGCCCGCUAUCGCCGUGCCAACAAGAUCACCGACGCCGACCUCCUCCAUACGUUAGGAGACGGUCUUCUCGAGAUCCUGAACGUGGUGCAGCGGGAAGAGUGGCGGAGCCUGACCGAAGUCGAGAAAUGCGCCCUUGGCAUCUUCCACAAGAACCUGGGCGAAGAUAUGGAAAUCCCGUUCGAUGUGCUUCCGUCGGCAGCACAAGGAUGGAGAGAUGGCCUGCACUUCGCUUCGGAACUGUGCGAUUGGACGGUCCGUUACGAGGAAGAAGUCGCGCGGCCAACCGCGACAAACGACCAGUACGUCCGAGUCUACGUUGACUCUGCACUUCCCAGCUUCAUCACACCACUGGUGCGGCAGAUGCUGGGUGGCGACCUGGACGAUCGCAUGAGAACGAGCCUGAGUCUAGAAAAGCCUGGCCGUCUGCUCUCCAUUACGUUGAGUGUCGUCCGGAAUCUACGACGGUUCCUCCUGAAACACCUCGCCCUUCCACGCCCUGCCCUGUUAGCCGUCCGGCUCGUGCAAGACUCGCCGAACCCAGAGACCGGGUUGUACAAUUUCGAACGAAAGGGCCUGCAGCCAUGGUACAUGCGACCGACUUUCUGGUCAAAAUGGGGACCGGGGGCGUGGCUAAUCAGGGUAUUUGGAGGCAAGAUGCCCGGCUCGCGCGGGGACCGGUACCAGCCCCAAGGAUACAACCUGACGACCAUCGGACCGCAACCACAGCAGGGAAAGGGGCUGGAAGAGAUGGGCCAUGAUAUAGAGGUGAUUAAGGCAAGAGGCGUAGCGACGUGCCCAUUCUCUCAGGCGAAGCUGGGUGCCUUCAAACGGGGCUGCUGA
This is a messenger RNA of Aspergillus nidulans FGSC A4, 1287 nucleotides long. RefSeq lists its product as uncharacterized. Bases 1 to 1287 code for a protein of 428 amino acids. NCBI's taxonomy places the organism in Eukaryota, Fungi, Ascomycota, Eurotiomycetes, Eurotiales, Aspergillaceae. The transcript is spliced from 4 exons. Gene Ontology annotation, molecular function: oxidoreductase activity. The record is from RefSeq and is a predicted model, not a curated record.